AUGGAGAGCACACUGCAUUCCGACGAUAUCGUGGCAAGUCUUGCCGAUGAUUCCCGGCUAGGUGUGGUUGAACGCACACACGCAGACGUCGAUACACAUGAACCACAUCCUCAAGACACCGAAGAAGGCCACAUUAAGCAUGAUCGUGGGAUCGACCAGUUCAGGUUUCGACAAUUUCUCAAGGAGGGCGUACCGCCGAAAGGCGCCGUACUGGUACGAUGGCAGAACAGCCAACAAGCACAGCUCAUGCCGGCCGACGAUUUGAAAGUACUGGAUCGAUCACUCCUGAUUGGCGAUGUGGUGAAGAAGAAUGUCAGGGAGGCCAUGAGUGGCGUUGUUAUCAACACGCAUAUCAAGUGCAUGUUGCAGCCCAUCUACGAUGUGACGUGGAAGGGUCGUAAGCUCAGAGGGUUGCUGCCUCCGACAGAUCUGGAGCCUGGCUUCACACGACCACCCAAGACGGACAGACCUUCUCUCAUUGUGGAUGUACCUGCAUCAGAGCUACAAGAGAGCGAUGACCUGACUGAGGAGAGUCUCAUUAUAUACAAGAACAGGAUAGGUCGUGUUUAUGGUGUCAUCGAAGCGCUGACACUCAAGCUGACUGACAACUGCGUGGUCGAAGUCAUCAAUGAUGAUGACAAAAUCGAGCAUGCCGAUGGCGCAUUCGAGGCCUUUACUGUUGGCGAUGUCGCCGUCACCAAGAAAGGCGAGCUCCGGACAGGCAGAUGGAUCUUUGGCCAAUAUAAUCCUAAUACACCUCCUGUCGGUACAAUUGUUGAGAGUAGGCCGAGCAGUAUCGAAGUGGAGUGGUUACAGCGAAGGAUAGGAAGUGAUGAUGAUAAUGAGCCGCCUACGCUACUGGAACGCGAUGAGAUCGAAUCCAAUGCUUUCAAAGUCUACGACCGCACUCGGCGGCCACGACGACAGACGCAACUCAAUCCUAGCAGUACGCCGAGCACGAUCUCACAAUCGGAAAUCGAUGCCCGACUGAAUCAGCGCGUCCGUUUUCGAGAUCUUGCAGGUGCUUGCAUGAAAUAUGACGGCUCUACACCUCACGGCAAGCUUACGCGACUUGAGCGGAGCGAGACGCUAGGCUAUGAUCUGAACGUAUUUGACAUCGAGCGCUUCGAGACUAGUGUGGAGGUACAAUGGCAGGAUCUCACGAUUACAACAGAGCGAUCAGUGGAUCUCGUGCCGGACUCGGCAAUCGACGACGAACAUUCGGCCUGGCCGGGAGAAAUCGCACAUACCCUGGACAUCACAUCUGUGGCUGGUCUGAAGGAAGUGGAGAGGCCUGGUAGAGUGGGAGUAGUGCAGAGCGUGAACGCUGAGGAACGGAUGGCGAAGAUUCGGUGGGCACCGGAUGCAGUGGUUGAGUAUGCUGUUGGCGAGAAGGAUGAUGAUGGGAGUAGAUUGCUGCUCACUGGUGCUGUCGGUCUCGCUACCGGAGAAGUGGAGGAGGUCAGCUUGUAUGAUCUUGAGGCGCCUGGGGUGAUGAACGUCAGGAGAGGUGACAUUGUGCUUGUCCAGCCUGGUGCUUUGAGCUCUGCCACGGAGGCGUCGAUGGGCAAGCAUUGGCUGGGAGAGGUCGUCGAUACCUGUCUGGAUGGUACACUUACCAUUCGACUUGGUGCGGCUGACGACAUUAUUGAUGUCAGACUGAAGCGAGAACAGGUCGUGGUGGCCGUGCGAUCUGAUGGUACUCCGCACGAAACAGGCUGGGAAGGAGAGGACGAAGACAUGGAGGAUAUCAUCAACGACUAUUCAGGUUCAGAAGAUAUGGAAGCUUCUGACGAAGAGGACUCUGACGGCGAUUCCUGGUCUGACGACGACGAGAUGAUGGAUGCUGAGGCAAUGUAUGAGGACGAGAAUGGCUUGCCGCUCGACGAAGAUGAUGUGAUCAACGGCGACUGGGAGUCAGAAGAUGAAGACGAGACCAUGCCCGACGCCGCAGCAGCCACGAAAGAUACACCACCAACCUCAACUUCCGCCACCCCACCAGAUACCAGCAACCCUCAAUCCUCUCCCAUCACAUCAGAACCACCCCAAUACCUCAUCCUCGAAACCCCACCCCCCAAAACCCACCACUACGCCUCCCAAAUCCCCACCUUCACGCCCGCCCACACAAAAGCCACCCAAAAAACCCACCUCAUCCUCCAAAAACCCGGCGCCCUGCCCCCCGGAAUCUACGUCCGCACCUGGUCCUCCCGCCUCGAUCUCCUCCGCAUCCUCAUCCUAGGCCCCUCAGACACCCCUUACGCCUCCUGUCCCUUCCUCAUAGACCUCUAUCUCCCCCCAACCUACCCGACCGAAGCACCCAAAGCGUUCUUUCAUUCUUUCCCUGCGCCUACUGGCGGGUUGGGUGGAGGGGAGGGGAAGGUAAAUCCGAAUCUUUAUGAGGAUGGGACUAUAUGUCUUUCGCUUUUGGGGACGUGGGAGGGGAGGAAAGGGGAAGGGUGGGUGGCGGGGAGGUCGACGGUGUUGCAGGUUUUGGUUAGUUUGUUGGGGUUGGUGCUUGUGAGGGAGCCGUAUUUUAAUGAGGCGGGGUAUGAACACCUUGUUGGUCUUGAGUCUUCGAGACGUGCUAGUGCUCUUUACAGUGAGCGGGUACUUAUUAAGGCGAGGGGGUUCGUGGUUACGGCUCUUGAGCGGCUGCGGGAGCGGGGGGAGGCUGGUGCUGCUGUUGUAGGGUUGGAAGCUGUGGAGGAUGUGGUGCAGUGGCUUUAUCUCGCUUCCGAGGGCCCGAGGAUGCUGGAGGGAGUGGUGAAGGAGGUGGAGGGAGUGCUGGAGAGGAGUGCGAAAGGUGGCGGUGAGCCGGAUGGGGUGGGGGUCUUGAGGUCUCCAGGGGAUGAUGCACGGAUAGUCAAUCUGUAG
Messenger RNA from Recurvomyces mirabilis, 2874 nucleotides. RefSeq lists its product as uncharacterized. Bases 1 to 2874 code for a protein of 957 amino acids. The transcript has 2 exons. The record is from RefSeq and is a predicted model, not a curated record. NCBI's taxonomy places the organism in Eukaryota, Fungi, Ascomycota, Dothideomycetes, Mycosphaerellales, Teratosphaeriaceae.